Molecule: messenger RNA, 2739 nt
Organism: Seriola dumerili (greater amberjack)
Lineage: Eukaryota; Metazoa; Chordata; Actinopteri; Carangiformes; Carangidae
Gene: il13ra2
Product: interleukin-13 receptor subunit alpha-2-like
Exons: 10
Coding region: 185-1399 (404 amino acids)
Biological process (GO): cytokine-mediated signaling pathway
Cellular component (GO): external side of plasma membrane
Molecular function (GO): protein binding; cytokine receptor activity
Source: RefSeq, a predicted model, not a curated record
UAGAACCAAAACAUUAUACGGGAGGGGGGAUGGACACCACACAAGGUUAACAAUUCCACUUGAACAGCAUACAAAUGGGUCAGUCCACCCACGAUGUGUCAGUCUCCUAAACUUCGCUUGAACCUGCUACAGUAGGAAAGCAGCCCUCCUCUCUUCAGAAACGUGUAACCUGUAGACUAUACUGAUGGGAAGUAAAUCCGCGGUGAUUCACCCAGCUACACUGAUGCUGCUCUUUAUAACCUGGAGGGAAAGCAUACAUUGCAGUGGACUUACAGUGGAACCCCCCGAGGACCUUAUGAUAUUAGACCCUGGUCAUCUUGGACAUCUUGAGAUUACAUGGAGCCCCCCAGCCAGCUUGAUCAACAUGACAGAGUGCCCAAAACUGUACCAGCUGGAAUACUUCGACACAUACAAGAACAGUUGGACUGCCAUCAGGACACCUAGCAGGUCAUACAGUGCCCAGUUUGAUCUGAUGAAAGACAUUAGAGUGAGAGUGUACACUUUGCUGAGUGGACCAUGCACCAACGGCACUAUGAUCAAGAGUACGAGCUACACUGAACUGGUCCAGAAACCCCCCACCACAGGUGUUGUUGGUACCACAGUCAAGGAUUUCGUCUGUGUCUUCCAUAACAUGGAGAACAUGGAGUGCAACUGGGAAAGCAACCAAAAGAUGCCAGCCAACUCACAGCAAAGUCUAUAUUUCUGGCACAAAGAACUGGAACAAGCAGAGGAGUGCCCGAAAUAUAUGAUUUCACACAGUGUCAGGACCGGUUGCAACUUCACAGGGAAACCUCUCCCUGAUUUCACUGACAUCAACAUCUGCAUAAAUGGCUCCUCACCUCACGGACCCCUAAAACCAACAUUCAUCUCCCUGCAAAUCCAAAACCAUGUGAAGCCUGAAACCACAGAGAAACUACAUUUGCAAACACAUCCAGAUGGGCAGUUGGAAUUACAGUGGGAGCGACCUGUUGGGAAGGUUCCUGGGCACUGUCUAGAAUGGGAGGUGGAACGCAGUCAAGAGGGACCUGAUGGAAAGAUUGCAUUGCAGAAGAUUUUAACCGAGCAGACAAGCCUGACUCUGCCCCUCCUCAACAACUAUGAGAGAAACUGCCUCAGGGUUCGGUCCAAAUUGCACAAGUACUGUGUAGACAAAAGCUUUUGGAGUGAAUGGAGUCGUACAACCUGCCAUCCAGAAAUGAAAGAAGUCACACCUGAACCAGAAUGGGACAUGAUACCAGUUUAUGUAUAUAUUGCCAUCGCCAUCAUAGCCAUACUGAUGCUGACUCUGUGUAUGGUGGCAGUGCUCAAAGUGAUGAGAUCAAGACAAGAGAAGAAGCCGGACUCUCUGCUCACCAGCCUAUUUGCCAGAAAUUCAGUUCUUACAGUGGUGGAGGCCUAAAAAGACACGUUCAUCCGACGGAUAUUUUAAUGUUGCACUCCAUCUCUGUCAUUCUUCAGGGUCUCUAUAUUGAAAAUCACACUACGCAGCCCUCAAAGUGUUUGUAACCACUGCUAACACAUACUGAAGAUACUCCGUAUUAGACUGAAAGUUAUUUACAAACAAAUAUAAUAUUUACAAACAGUAUUAUACUAUUUCAACAUGCUAUACUGCGCUUGCCUUUUUUGUUUACAUUUUUAUGAAAAUGCUUACAUUUGUAUGAACUACUCUGUGAUGUCAUGUUAAGAGAAGAGUGGAGUAGAGGAGUAGAGUAGUAGAGGAGAAGAGUGUCAGUUAUAAUGGUUGCUUAUUUUAUGGCUACCACUUGCCAGCUGAGUUAGUCAGCAGAGAAUAUUUUGCAGAUGUUGUGUUGAGGAGCGAUUACUUAUCUUUUGGGAAUUUGUGUUUGAUGUUUUACUACUUAUUUGAUAGUUAAUCCAAUCAGUAAGGGUUUUUUUUGUGUGGUGGAGAAUUAAUUAUGUUUUAUGGGUUAUUUUAUUAGAUUUUUUUAUUUUCACUUUUUGCCUCAAUUCUUGCCAGAUAGUUAAAACAAGAAAUUAUAUGUUUUGUGUUUAAAUCCACCACACAGAGAUAAAACAUAUGAAAUGGUUUUGUACUAUGUCUUUACUUCACAAUUCAGUAAGUGAAGUCUUUAAUUGCCUGCAGAAUUUAAAUGAGAGGAUUUCUUUAAAUGGGUUAAUACAGAAGAAAUGAGUGUGUCAGGGGGUUUUAAUGCCACAGCUCCUUGCCUGUUCUAGUAAUUUUUUGUUUUUGUUUUGAAGGGUUUGAAUCAUAACAUGAAUGCAAAACAAUGUUUACGUAAUUGUUAAAUAAUAUUUGUUCAAAUGUGCCAAAAUGCCUCAUUUACAUCAACUGUUACACUAAAUGCGCCCUCCCUUCUUUUACAUUUUGGUACAUUUUGUUGUAUUAAAACGUAGAGUUGAAUGUUGUCUACACUUUAUAAUGAGCUCUAAGGUAUCAUUAUUAAUGUGACCUCACAUCCAGGUACCUAACUAUCUACUCUUAACAACUUAAAAAAAAAACAAAGAAAUAAAGAAAAUGCGAAAAAUGUAGCUUCCAUGUUCUCAUAUUGUGGGAAUAUUUUGAGCUCCUACUGUAUUUAAAUACACAACUAAUUUUUUGUCUGACACUUAAAUAUAGAGCACAGUGGAAGAAAACAAGUCUAUGGGAACAAUUGGGCAGUUUAAUAAAAACCAGUAGGCUAUUUUUGUAAGAUGGGUUCUGGGAAACAAAACUGUGGGAACCAGUAAGUGUUUUAUUGCGAACUGACCCCUGUUUAA